AUGAGCAGUCCAGUAAACGUAUACUCUAUUUCAGAGGUAUCGCAGAGGCUGGAUGAGGAGAUACCUGUUGUGUUCGGGAGGCUGGGCUACAAGCAGUCGUUUAAGCUGAUAGACCUGAAACUGUUGAUCGGUUACUCAAUUGCCAUUGUUGCCGCAGCUAGUUUCCUUUUGGACAAGAAACUGGGCCAUAACAACGUUAUAGGGUACCAGAAACUGCUCGUCGGUUGCUACGCCGUUUUGUCUCUCAUAUUCUGGUACUUUAAGAAAUUCGUCGAGAAAUCUACUAUAUACACUGGGACAAAUAGUAACGACCAAUCUGUUAUCAACGUGAGAACUUUGUUCAAAGAGGCGCAACCUCUUUAUAAAGUGGUCUUGUUGGGUGAUGACGGUGCAAGACUGGAGGUGGAUCUCCAGAUUAAUAAAGUAUUCAACGAGGCAGGAUACUUACAGACAGAUUUAUUCUUCAACUGGUGCAAGAACCAGCUGACCAUUUUGAAGGAAAAGAAGGACAACUGA
This is a messenger RNA of Huiozyma naganishii CBS 8797, 516 nucleotides long. It is a transcript of the gene SPC2, whose product is annotated as signal peptidase complex subunit SPC2. Gene Ontology annotation, biological process: protein targeting to ER. Gene Ontology annotation, cellular component: membrane; signal peptidase complex. The coding region runs from base 1 to 516 and encodes 171 amino acids. Lineage: Eukaryota; Fungi; Ascomycota; Saccharomycetes; Saccharomycetales; Saccharomycetaceae. The transcript has a single exon. The record is from RefSeq and is a predicted model, not a curated record.